Molecule: messenger RNA, 1490 nt
Organism: Ananas comosus (pineapple)
Lineage: Eukaryota; Viridiplantae; Streptophyta; Magnoliopsida; Poales; Bromeliaceae
Product: BTB/POZ and TAZ domain-containing protein 3-like
Exons: 6
Coding region: 115-1344 (409 amino acids)
Molecular function (GO): protein binding
Source: RefSeq, a predicted model, not a curated record
UCCAAAUCCAACAACACCUUCGAGUAGUACUAUAUGGCCUAUAUAAUUCAGUGACUUAAUUCGAAGCUUUCGCGCACUCCGAAUCGCAGGAGAAGUAGAGAGUAACAAGAGUUGAUGGCAUGUUUCGAUCUCGAUUCGUCGCAGCUCUUCUCGAACACCCACUCAAUUGAUUCUUCAUUUACAUUACACUUCGAGAGGAGUGUGUCUGACGAGUUUUUAGCCACGCCGAAUGCGUGUACUUCUACUCAAACUCAAUCUGUCAGCAACAUUCCUGAACCACCUCCACUGCCAGGAGCUUCUCAGGCCAGAAAUAGCUUCUCCGAAAAGCUGAAGGGGUGUAAUUUCGCGCCUGACGAAACGAGGCGGAUGUGGGACAAGUUGUUCUACGACGGAUACGAAGCUGACGUUCGCGUCGUCACAGACGACGACGGCGUUAUCUUGGCCCAUUCAAGUGUUCUUCAGGGCAUAAACUCUCCUGUUCUAAGAAGCAUGUUAGAGCAACCGAGAGCGAAAGGCGGUUUCAGAUGUAUCAGAAUCCCUGGUGUGCCUUCAGAAGCUGCGCGAGUAUUUAUCAGAUUCCUCUAUUCUUCGUGCUUCGAUCGGGAUGCAAUGAAAAGCUACGUUCUUCACUUGCUCGUGCUGUCGCACACGUUUUCAGUCCCGUGCAUCAAAAAGGUUUGCGUCAGCCAACUCGAGCAAGCGCUGCUGACGACCGAUAAUGUCGUCGACGUGCUUCAAUUAGCUAGGCAAUGCGAUGCGCCGCGCCUCUCUCUUCUGUGUACUCGUCUCAUCGUUAAAGAUUUUAAGACCGUCUCCGCGUCGGAAGGGUGGAGAGUGAUGAAGCAAGUUAGCCGGAGUUUAGAGCAGGAGCUUCUGGAGUCCCUUGUGGAGACAGAUUCUAGAAAGGCGGAGAGAGCGAGGAAGGCGGAAGAGAGGAAAGUGUACGUGCAACUGCAUGAAGCAAUGGAGGCCUUGGUGCACAUAUGCCGAGACGGGUGCAGGACGAUCGGGCCCCGCGACAAGAUGCUCAAGGGCAGCCAGGCCGCGUGCGGCUUCCCGGCCUGCAAGGGGCUCGAGCUGCUCGUCCGCCACUUCUCGGGCUGCAGGACUCGCGUCCCGGGCGGUUGCGCCAACUGUAAGCGCAUGUGGCAGCUCCUCGAGCUCCACUCUCGCAUGUGCGCCGAGCCGGACUCGUGCAAGGUCCCCUUGUGCAGGCAUUUCAAGGAGAAGAUGCAGAAUCUAAGUAAGAAGGAAGAGACGAAAUGGAAGCUGCUGGUGAGGAAGGUAAUGGAAGCAAAAGGAACGAUCAGCGCGAUCUCCGCGAGGAGACAUUUGAUAGCAUGAAAAUGUUGAAUUAUGUAAUAGUGUCUGUAUAGAUUACUUCCUUGGUUUUCGGUUUUACUGACACAAUAAGAUAAAAGUGUUGGAUAAUACUCAAUUCAGUAUACUCAAUCCAGUUAUAUGAUAUACAUACAAUUUUCAACUGGUAA